Penicillium bovifimosum is the source of this 1368-nucleotide messenger RNA. RefSeq lists its product as uncharacterized. Bases 1 to 1368 code for a protein of 455 amino acids. The transcript is spliced from 2 exons. Lineage: Eukaryota; Fungi; Ascomycota; Eurotiomycetes; Eurotiales; Aspergillaceae. The record is from RefSeq and is a predicted model, not a curated record.
AUGCAACCAAAUCACUACGACUUACUGGGUCAGGUGCGCGAUCCUAGAGCCGCAAGUCGGAUGACGCACGAUAGCCAUCAGCCGCUUCGAGAUAACGGUCAGCCCCAGUCAUCUGCUGCGACGCCCAUGAGAUCAGAGGACUCAUGGAUCGACGUGUCCUCGCAACCGUCCUCUUCCUCGAUCUCCUCUGCUGCCACCAAUGAUGAUAUAAUAACUACCGGAUUGCGGGUUGAACAGGGAGAGGCGGGGGCAUGGCCGCGUCGUACCCGGCGACGUCGUCUCCAACACCUUGCUGCUAUUACAACGGCGCUGGUGGACUACUCAUCGCGAGAUAACAGCCAAGCUACUAGCAGCCAAGAAGAAUAUGAGGAGAGUGAAAGCGAGUCCGAUCGGGCUCUCAGCAGUUCAAACGAAGAUAUGGGUCGCCCACCGCUCCCAUCUGCGCUGUCUGCGCGCUCUGCACCACGCUCGUCGAGUUCCAACGCCACCUCUAGCGAUGAUGAAGAUGAUACUUCCACUGCCUUGGGGAUGGGUAUCAGUCCAUCACCUUUUGUCCCUCAGCCUAAUAUUUUCACACAUCCACCAGCCACGUCAGAACCUGGGUGGUCUGCUCGUCGUCCUCAACACAAUACUGCGUCUAACUCCAGGUUGCCUCGUAGAGAAUCAUACCCCAGUCCACAGCAACCGCGGAGAUCUCAAUACCAGCACAGCCCUUACAACAUGUUCUCUCCCUCUCAUCAUGCCGACCAUGAUGCUGCCCUUCGUGCCAGUCUAUCAACGCUUCUUUCAUGUGCCGCUGCCGCCAGGGGUCUGCCGAAAAGUGAUAACCAUACAUCACCCUCUCCAGCUCCUCACUCGCGAAAUACCCAUCCAGCUUCAUUCCGGUUAGUAGGGGAGUCAGUGGCUAUGGGCGAAGAAAGCAGCGACGAAGAGGCCCAAUCCUCACCGCGGCACCCAGAGACAAGUCCAUCGAUAGGAGAACCACCGAGACAUAUGAACGUGCCAACAGUGCCUCUUGGUGCAGCUGGCGGCAAAGCAAAGCGCCGGUCGAGUUCAUCCAAAGACCGCAGUGGUACCUCGAAGAAGAGCCGCCGCACCAGCAUGACGGACUCAAACGCUCCUGUCAAUCCCACAAUCAUGACAUGGGUCCUCAGCGCCGGGGUUGUCGUUUUGUUUUCAGCCAUCAGUUUCUCUGCUGGAUACAUGCUCGGUCGCGAGGUUGGGCGCACCGAGGUCGGUAUGAUGGGUGAUGGUGUUCCCGGUCCUCGUUCUUCUGCGGCAUGUGGCCAAGAAGCAGUACGCGGUGGACUCCGGAAGCUGCGAUGGGGAUCUGCGGCUGCAGGGUCUGCUAGCCUUGCGUCGAUGUAA